AUGGCCGACCUCCGGUCUCUCCUCUCAGAGCUCCAGAAUGCUCUCAACCAGAAACAACUCGAUGCGGCGAGUACGCUUAUGAGUCGCGCGAAGCGAACACUCUUGCUGCAGAAUGCUCUGAUUCCUACCCCGUCGACGCCACCCGAGCUGAUUGCCCUCGCGCGUGAGAUCCUGGAGCUGGGCGCUCUGGCAUCGAUCCGGCAAACCGACGCACCGACUUUUACGCGAUACUACCAACAGCUACAGCCAUUCUACGACCUUGAAAGGGACAGCACAACCUCCGGAAAGGUGGAUUUCAAGACCAGUCAGCGCAGCAAGAUCACGGGACUGUAUAUGCUGCUCUUGUUGAGCAUGGGUGACAGCACCAGUUUCCACACGGUCUUGGAGGGUCUGGUGGAGGAGGCGAGCUUGAAGGGAUACAGCGUCGAGGAUGAUCCGUAUAUCAAAUACCCAGUGGAACUGGAGAGAAACUUGAUGGAGGGCAGCUAUGAUAAGGUGUGGCGGGAGACGAACUCGGAAAGAGUGCCUUCGGAAGACUUUGCUUUGUUUUCGAAUGUUCUGGUUGGAACCAUCCGUAGCGAAAUUGCAGACUGCUCCGAGAAAGCCUAUCCUUCGCUCCCCAUUUCUAACGCCAAGAAUCUCCUGUUCCUCGAGUCGGAGGGUGCGGUCAUCGAGUUCGCCCAGCAGCGGGGAUGGGUGCUUCGAGAUGGACGGAUAUACUUCCCUGUGGAGCCUGAGGCCGCUGCCCGGUCUGAGAAGGAUAUCCUGGUGGCUAGUAGCACCAUCAUCGAGAAUGCUAUCGGCUACGCGCGAGAACUAGAGACGAUUGUCUAA
Messenger RNA from Aspergillus tanneri, 834 nucleotides. RefSeq names its product proteasome regulatory particle lid subunit rpnL (gene rpnL). Gene Ontology annotation, cellular component: proteasome regulatory particle; cytosol; proteasome regulatory particle, lid subcomplex. The transcript has 2 exons. Gene Ontology annotation, biological process: proteasome-mediated ubiquitin-dependent protein catabolic process. The record is from RefSeq and is a predicted model, not a curated record. Lineage: Eukaryota; Fungi; Ascomycota; Eurotiomycetes; Eurotiales; Aspergillaceae. The coding region runs from base 1 to 834 and encodes 277 amino acids.